Myodes glareolus (Bank vole) is the source of this 729-nucleotide messenger RNA. RefSeq names its product ubiquitin like 4B (gene Ubl4b). Lineage: Eukaryota; Metazoa; Chordata; Mammalia; Rodentia; Cricetidae. Gene Ontology annotation, molecular function: protein binding. The record is from RefSeq and is a predicted model, not a curated record.
UGUGCAUUAGCUAGUGGCUGCCCAAGUAGGCUGGACCCUUGCCCUGCUAGGAGCAGUGGCCCUCUCAUGACAGGCUCACCUAUAGGGCCCUUUACCUUCAGGGCAACUCCCAGAGCAUGGAUCCCUCCUGAUUUCUCUCUGGCCCAAUGUACCUCACGGUCAAAUUGCUCCUGGGCCGAAGAUGCAGCCUGAAGGUAUCUGGAAAAGAGAGUGUGGCCACACUGAAGAAGCUGGUUUCUCAGCACCUGCAGGUGCCGGAGGAGAAGCAGCAUCUGCUGUUCAGGGGCCAGCUCCUGGCUGAUGACAAACACCUCUCGGAUUACAGCAUCGGGCCCAAUGCCUCCAUCAACGUCAUCAUGCGGCCUCCGGAGGAGGCAGCGCUGGACAAGACCGGCCCGCCCCAGCCCCUGUGGCUCCAGCUGGGCCAGGUCCUAGGCAAACAUUUUGGGCCUAAGGAUGCCAAGGCAGUGCUGGGGCUGCUGAGGCAGGAGUACGAGGAACGUCUGCAGAGGCUGAGCCCGGAGGCCCUGGAGCAGUUGGCGGGCCAUCUCCUGGCACAGCAGCAGCUUGAAGAGCUGGCCGAGGAAAAGGAGGACCUGGCUGCUGCCUCCGAGCUCCAACAACAUGAUGGAGGAGGAGAAGAGGAGGAAGAGGAGGAGGAUGGGAAGGAGGCUGCUCAGCAAACUGGUCCACCCUGCUCUUUUACUCACUAAACUUCCCCUGGCCUGA